Molecule: messenger RNA, 1169 nt
Organism: Numida meleagris (helmeted guineafowl)
Lineage: Eukaryota; Metazoa; Chordata; Aves; Galliformes; Numididae
Product: ribonucleoprotein PTB-binding 1-like
Exons: 5
Coding region: 140-607 (155 amino acids)
Source: RefSeq, a predicted model, not a curated record
UUUUGCCCCGUUUUUUUUUUUGCAGGCUCAGAGCCGCGGCCGAGGGCUCCUCCCCGACCCCACGCUGCUGCAGAUCCUGGGCGGCCUGGGCGGCCCCGGCGCCGUCCCGCUGCUGCUCGCCCCACUGCUGCGCGGAGCCAUGGGGGGCAAGCAGGGUCUCCUUGGUGCUGCCCCAUCGCUGCCGCUCGGCCCCGGCCCCGCGCUGCUGCAGUUGGCGCUGCAGAACCCGACCCAGAAGCCGGGGCUGCUGGGGGAGUCGCCGUUGGCUGCUCUGCCCCACGGCGCCGUGGGGAUGGCGACGCCGAGCGCUGCGCCGCUGCUGGGGGACCCCGCCACCGGCGGCGACGUUCCUCCGUGUCACCCGGCUCUACAGGCGGCGGGCGGCGUUGCCAUGACAACGGAGCGGGACAGCCCGGCCUUCACUGCCGCCCUGCGCGGCCCGGCCUCCAAGCACAAGCGGAGCGACGCCGCCGGGCCUCCCAGCACCGGGGUGUCGCUGCUGGGGGAACCGCCCAAGGAUUUCAAGAUCCCCCUCAACCCCUACCUCAACCUGCACAGCCUGCUGCCCCCCGGCAUCAGCGGUCAGCCCCACGGCUCUGCCCCAUAGCGCCCCAUAGCGCCCCACAGCUCUGCCCCAUGGCACCCCGCGGCUCCUAGCCCCAUAGCGCCCCGCGGCUCUGCCCCAUAGCGCCCCGCGGCUCUGCCCCAUGGCGCCCCAUAGCGCCCCACAGCUCCUAGUCCCAUGGCGCCCCACAACUCUGCCCCAUAGCGCCCCACAGCUCCUAGUCCCAUGGCGCCCCACAGCUCUGCCCCACAGCUCCUAGCCCCACAGCUCUGCCCCACAGCUCCUAGCCCCACAGCUCUGCCCCACAGCUCCUAGCCCCACAGCUCCUAGCCCCACAGCUCCUAGCCCCACAGCUCUGCCCCACGGCUCUGCCCCACGGCUCUGCCCCACGGCUCUGCCUCAUGGCUCUGCCUCAUGGCUCUGCCUCAUGGCUCUGCCCCACGGCUCUGCCCCACGGCGCCCCACGGCUCUGCCUCACGGCGCCCCACAGCUCUGCCCCACGGCUCUGCCCCACGGCGCCCCACGGCUCUGCCCCAUAGUGCCCCCCAGUUCCAGCCCCAUAGCGCCCCACGGCUCUGCCCCAUAGCGCCCCACAACUCUGCCC